AUGGUAAAGGAGGAAUGGAGAGGACUAGGACAGGUGCAGUUCACAGAUAAAUUGAAGGCUUUGACAGUCCCUCAGGGGAGAUGGCAUAAAGACAAGUUUGGUGACAUGGACAAGAAAAUUAAGAAGUUUGAGGAAGAGAUUAAGAAGGUUGAUGACAUGGUGGGUGAUGGGGUCUAUGAUGGAACUGUAGAGGCAAGAAGGAAAGCGCUGGUGGCUUGCUGUGCGAAAUGGUAUGUGAGAAAAGAAAUACUUUGGAAGCAGAUGUCGCGAUCUAGACAUGCGAGAGACAUAGAUAAGAACACGAGGUACUUCCACAAUUUAGCUUUGGCGAGAAGGAGGAAUAACAGGAUUGAUGCACUGGUCAUUAAUGGAAGAUUGAUAAGGAAUCAAGUUAGGAUUAAGAUUGAAAUUAGACACUUCUACAUGGAGUUAUAUCAUCAGGAGGAGUCUCCAAUGGUAAGGUUCAGAGACGAUCUGGUGGAAAUGAUCAGUGAAGAGGAUGCUUUGGCUUUGGAGGUGCAACCGACUUCUGAGGAGGAUGGAGAGGCAGUUUGGGAUUGUGAAUCCUCUAAGGCUCCCAAAAGUGAUGGUUACAACAUGAACUUCAUAAAGAAGUGUUGGGAUGAAAUUGGUCCUGAGUUCACGACAGUGGUGUUGGACUUUUUUCAGUCUUCUAGGCUACCGGCGAAUGCCAAUCUCACAUGGGUGAUGCUGGCACCUAAAUUCACUGGGGCAAAAGAAAUCAAGGAUCUCAGGCCGAUUAGCAUGGUUGGAUGUGUGUAUAAAGUCAUAUCGAAUAUGCUAGUUAGGAGAAUGCGAGCAAUAAUAUUAGAGCUAGUAGGUGAGACACAGAGUGCUUUUGUCAAGGGGCGAAAGAUUCAUGACGGGGCUCUUAUUACUUGCGAAACAGUUCAAUGGAUAAAACUGAGAAAGAAGGAAGCGGUGAUAAUAAAGUUAAACUUUCAGAAAGCAUAUGAUAGAGUCAAGUGGAGCUUUGUGGAUCUUGUUCUACAGAAGAUGGGGUUUGGGCGAAGAUGGAGGGGUGGGUCAUGGAGUGUGUCAGUACAAGCUCUAUGUCAGUAUUGA
Arachis duranensis is the source of this 1086-nucleotide messenger RNA. RefSeq lists its product as uncharacterized. The coding region runs from base 1 to 1086 and encodes 361 amino acids. NCBI's taxonomy places the organism in Eukaryota, Viridiplantae, Streptophyta, Magnoliopsida, Fabales, Fabaceae. The record is from RefSeq and is a predicted model, not a curated record. The transcript has a single exon.